Molecule: messenger RNA, 1344 nt
Organism: Osmerus eperlanus (European smelt)
Lineage: Eukaryota; Metazoa; Chordata; Actinopteri; Osmeriformes; Osmeridae
Gene: hsd17b8
Product: hydroxysteroid (17-beta) dehydrogenase 8
Exons: 9
Coding region: 96-866 (256 amino acids)
Molecular function (GO): oxidoreductase activity, acting on the CH-OH group of donors, NAD or NADP as acceptor
Source: RefSeq, a predicted model, not a curated record
ACUGUACCUCGUUGGACUGCUAGAUCUUAGUUUUUCCUUGUCCUGAGGCGCCAUCUAUCUGUCGGAGAGGGAAAAACACAAACAAGGGCAGAAACAUGGCAGCCACCACAAGACUCAUAUCAAGGUUGGCGGUUGUCACGGGAGGGGGCAGUGGGAUUGGCCGAGCUGUCUGUCAACGACUCGCAUCCGAGGGCGCCACCGUGGUGGUCGCUGACCUUAACGAGGAUUCGGCCAAUCAGACUCUGGGAAUCCUGACCCAUGACCUCAAAGGUCAAGACCACAUGGCGGCAGCCGUGGAUGUGUCGUCGAAGGAGAGCGUGGAGAAACUUGUCACUAGCAUACAGGGCCGGUACUUCCAGCCCCCCUCCGUGUGUGUCAACGCUGCAGGCAUCACUCAGGACGACUUCCUGCUCAAGAUGGAGGAGGCGGACUUUGACAAGGUCGUCCGGGUCAACCUCAAGGGUAGCUUCCUCUUCACCCAGGCUGUGUCUAAGGCCCUGGUGGCCUGCGGAGCGCCCAAAGGCUCCAUCAUUACUGUGGGCAGCAUCGUGGGCAAGGUGGGUAAUAUCGGCCAGGCCAACUACUCUGCCUCCAAGGCAGGAGUGGAGGGCCUCACCAGGACUGCUGCCAAGGAACUGAGCAGGUUUGGGAUCCGGUGUAACUGUGUCUUACCAGGGUUCAUCUCCACUCCCAUGACUGACAAGGUCCCAGAGAAGGUCAUCAGUAAGAUAACCUCCAUGGUUCCAUUGGGGAGGAUGGGAGACCCUGCAGAGGUUGCUGAUGUCUGUGCCUUCUUAGCCUCGGAUGACUCUCGCUACAUUACCGGUGUCAGUAUUGAAGUAACAGGAGGACUUUUCAUUGGCUGAGCUUUCCAUCAUCAUGGACAAUUAUGGGCAGCUUCCUGUUGUGCCUUCAACUUCCGAACCGGGAAUUCCAAAUCUGAAUUCUCAGAAUCCUCACCACUUAUUCAGCCAGGAGAGCUAAUGUGCCUUGACCUGUAAUUGUUCAUCUUUAAUAGUGAUUCAUUUGACAUGAAGUCAAGUGGAUCUGUACAGUGUACAUUUAAUUAACUUUGAAAUAUAUAAUGAUUCGGAGCAUAAAUUCCCCUCUGAAAAUAAUCUGCCAUGCUAAGCUAGAUGAGGAUGUUGGUCAGAGAUGUAGAUAUAGAUGCAAAGACACACACACACACACACAAAGGUGCAACACACUAAGAAGCUUGGCACGCAGACAGGAUGCGCUGGCAUGUGGUUUAAUCAAAGACUUUGAACAGAAAGACAUCAACAAGCCAAGAAUGGAUCCAAGACAGUGGAGCUACAGUACACCAAAGCAACUGAAGUCUAAGAG